Messenger RNA from Cladocopium goreaui, 2997 nucleotides. The record is from the annotation of a GenBank genome assembly. NCBI's taxonomy places the organism in Eukaryota, Dinophyceae, Suessiales, Symbiodiniaceae.
AUGGAGGCCUUGCCUGCUCCGCCAUCGAUCAAUAUGCAGUCCCCUCGAGUGCGGGCUGCCAUGCGGGUCAUGGGCAUAAUUCCUUCAGAUCUCGAAAAGAAGGAAAUCCAGGAAUACGACGGCAAUAAGAACAAGCACUUGCUCUUUGAAAAGAAGAGGAGAACGCUGAUUGAACAAGUCGCAACUUUGGCGAGCAGAGGACCUCAGGAGCGCGGCGGUUCAGGCGACAUGAAUGCCAAUUUCCUGGAGGAGAUACUUCGGAAGGAACGGGAGACCAUGGAAACCAUGGCCCGAAUGGCCAAGAAAGACAUUCAGAAGACCGUGAUCAAGGAGCUGGAAAGCAGACUAGAAUUUGAGAAAGGAAAGAAGAAGCAGGAGGAAAACAAGAAGCGAAUGCUCCAGCUGAAGAAGGAACGAGAUGAUUGGCUUAAGGAGCAGCAGAAAAAGGCGGACAAAAAGAGAGAGCAGACUAGAGAGGUGCGUGAAAGAAACGACCGUCAGCUCCAAAUGCAUUGCGAAGAGAUCCGGCAACAGCUGAAGGAGGCAGAUGAUCGCGUCGCCAAGUGCUUGGCUGACAUCAGACAGGCGCACGACGAUUCCAUCGAGUCGAAGCAGGUCAGAGGAAUAGAAGCUCGAAAGCAGAAGGCCGCUUUCGAGCAGAUGCUAGUUCACAAACGUGAGGACAUGCAUGACGCCAUAGAGGAGAAGCAUGUGCGAAAACAAGAGCUGCUGACGGAGCUGUUAUCUCAGAGGGUCUCCAACAAAGAGAAGCUCUUGCAGAAAGAGCUGGAGUGCCGGCAGAGGGUAGCGGAGUACCUUGCAAAUCAGCAGGCAUCCAUUGAAGACAAAUAUGACGAAGCGAGGGUGAAGCACAAGAAGGCCCAGGCCAGCCGUGAGGAGAAGGGCUUGGCCAAGACUCUGAAGUUCAAGACUGACAAUGAGAAGAAGCGAAAGGCCUUCGUCAUCAGGUAUGAAAAUCUGAUCCGAGACCGAGAACGAGAACAUGAAGAGUUCCGAAGAAACUGGGAGUCCAGGAGUCUGCAGCGGUCAGCCUCAGAAACGCUCCGACCAAGGGAGAGGCCAGAGCUCCUUAGAGCCCGUGAGGACGCAGAGCACUUCGCAGCCCUGGCCGCGGAAAACCGUGAAAGACUGCGACGCGCACAUGCGCACUCUGUUGACCAGCAAAUUGAGCAUCUCUUGGCGGUUCGUCAAAGAGCGCAGGCAUUGGAGGAUCAGAAAGCUGAAGCUGAUAGGACGCGCAUGGUGGUUAUGCGAAAUACCGCUGUCACCAAGCAUGAACUCAAACACAAGGUUGACCGCUUCAAAGACGUAGGCAUAGAGAAGAUGUUGGACCUGCUUGAGGAUGUUGAAAUUGAACCUGCUGCGAAAACAAGGAUCAAUGAAAUCCUUGGCGACCUGGGCUUACCUCCCUUGGGUCCCCAGAGCACUUUGCACGUGCGAAGGCGGCCGCACGGGCGUAUGGGCCGUGUGGGUGCAGAGACUGCCCCUGCAGUUAAACUCCACGUCUCCUGCACGUUGUGUGCUCAAAAAGGUCGCGCAUGUCGCACCUGUGCUGUGAUUGGUGCCAUCGUGCACUGCUUGCGCCUUGGACCUCCGACAAAGUCGGUUGCGGAAACGCGUUGGCGACGGCAAAAAGGGGAGCGAGACUCCUUGGUGCUCUAUGUCCUGAUCCUGGUCUUCUUCUUUUCGUGUCAGUUCGGGCACGGCUCGAACAUCGGUGUUGCUGUUUCAUUGCCAGGGAAUUCUAAAGCGAUGAACCUGGCCCUCGGAUCGUGGGUGAUGAUGGGCGUUUGCUUGGGUUUGCCUCUGACCCCUUGGGCGAUCAGGACCUUCGGGGAGUUCAACGUGGUCGCGGUAUGCACUGUGCUGGAUGUCGUGGCCAUGCUGCUGAUGACAAUCCCGGGUAUCACGCUGCACCAGAUCUACGCGGUUCGCUUUCUGGUUGGCUUCUUUGAAGCACCUUUCCUUCCAUACUUGCAGGAGUGGCUGGCCCGCCAUGGAAGCCACAACUGGAAUGUUUGGAAUGCCAUCCUGCACGCAAUGGUCCCUUUGGGAGAGAACGUGGGCUUCAUUCUGGCGCAGGAAUUGGUCAACGCCGGCUAUUCUUGGCGCUGGGCUUUUGUAGGGCAAGCUAUCGCCUUCGGGGGUAGCGCGCUGCUUUGCUUGGCCUAUGGUGGGCGAAGAUACCUGGACUUCGCAGAAGAGUCGGUAACAAAGACCGACAGCCGGGGCAGUCAAGGCAGCGAAGAGAAGGUUGUGAGUGAAGUUGAAUACCCCAGCACAGAAAAAUGGGGUGUGUACUGGGCGACAAAUGCGUCGCUCGCAGCCCAACUGGGCUUCCUUGGUGGGUGCAAAUACGUCAUCCGUGACUACGCUCUGUCAAGAGGAUUUGGUCUGCAUGUCAUUCUGGCCACUUUUUCUGGAAUUGCUUUGCUGGGACCCGCACUUGGCGGAAGCGUGGCCAUGUCGGGCUCCAUUGUUCAACCUGACAAGUGGGGUCAGCACAAGAGGACACUCAUUUUCCUGGCCGUCAUCUCCACAGUGGCGGCGCUGCUUGCAGCAAUUCUUCCAUAUGUGCCCAGCUCCAUGUUUUGGCCCUCGAUGUUUAUUACGUUCUUCGCCGCUGGCGGAGUAUACCCAGCUGCGCAAGGCAUCAUCAAUAUUGCCUUGACGUCCAGCCGGGUCAUUGAGGCGUCUGUGUAUCAGGUGCAAUUGAACAACAUAUUGUUCGCCAUGCCCAUGCCCUAUGCCAUUGGAAAGGCCAUGGAUUCUUGGAGCAUUGGGGCAUCGUUUCGUUUGGUGGCCCUGUUUCAGGUCCUAGCAGCGGCGGGGUUCUCAUUGGCAGUUCUCUUCGCGGACUUCGACGAGGAACGGAGUACCUUCAAUCGCAUAUCAUCUCCCGAUCCCUUGCUCAACAUGGAGGAGGGUGAAUCUCCAUCGCUGGAGAUGACGAAUAGUUUGAAGUCACUGGAGUGA